Tachysurus fulvidraco (yellow catfish) is the source of this 1328-nucleotide messenger RNA. It is a transcript of the gene commd1, whose product is annotated as copper metabolism (Murr1) domain containing 1. Lineage: Eukaryota; Metazoa; Chordata; Actinopteri; Siluriformes; Bagridae. Gene Ontology annotation, cellular component: endosome. The record is from RefSeq and is a predicted model, not a curated record. Bases 36 to 605 code for a protein of 189 amino acids. Gene Ontology annotation, biological process: copper ion homeostasis; regulation of proteasomal ubiquitin-dependent protein catabolic process; negative regulation of protein localization to cell surface. The transcript has 3 exons.
CUUGUUGUCACGUGACUCUCCAGUCACCAGCCAACAUGGCGGACGCCGAGGCUGUGAAAGCGCUGAGCGGUUUGUUAAACGGAAUCGCGCAACGAGUUUAUUACGGGAACUCGGAGAUGACUGAGGAGCUGCUGAAGGAUGAGCUCUAUCCUGAUGUCCCUCAUGAGGAGUUCCGGGCGCUGUACGACAAGAUGAGGGGUUUGUUAAAGUCUGUGGCCGUAGCAGAUAUGGACCAGACCCAGCUGGAGGCGUUUCUGACCGCACAGACACGUAAGCACGGAGGAGGCGGUACGUCCACCGAGCAGGCGGCAGCUCUGGCACGUUUCUGGAAAGGACACCGAGCCCGGGUGCGAGAGAGCCUGCUGGCACAGAGCCGCUGGGAGCCUGCGCUGAGGGGUUUGAGCUGGAGGGUGGACCUGCAGACCUCUACCAGUAGGGGGCAGACAUCCAACAGCCCCGUAGCUCUGGUAGAGCUCGAGCUCGGGAGAAACGGCCAGGACUUGGAGUUGGUGUGCUUGGAGUUUGAUGAAGUGAGGAUUAACCAGGUUCUAAAGAAGAUGGCAGAAAUUCAAGAAAGCAUCGACAGCAUUGUGCAUCACAGCUAGAGAGAGAAUGUGUGUGUUUAUGAACUUGUUAUGAAUCAUCACUGAUUACGGCGUCAUUAUCUCGUACUAAAUUUGGUCAAAAAAAAACAACAAAAAAUUUAUUUAUGGCCUUUCAUUCUUUACAAGAUUGUUUUAUCUGGUAUGUCGUCAGAUUUUCCCAUCGAAGAACAUUUCGUAACAGGCCGAGUGCUGCACCUUCUCCACAGCGCUUUGCCAGUCUGCGGUGGACACAUUUGUUUCUCUGGGCAGCUUUUUACAUUAACAGUGUCAGUUUACAGCCAUUAAAAUGCUUUUUUUAUUGUUAUUAUUAGAUGUCUAGUCAAAUCUAAAAAAAAAAAAAAAUGGAGGCAGUUGCUGUGAUAUAAAAUAUUUAUUUCACUGCAUGCUGAGAACAAUCAAGCAAAAGGCCAAAAGCUUCCAAAACCAUAAAUGCCAUCAAAUAUUUAAAAGUAACGUUGCCUCAAUGAAUGGACUCAGGCUCCAGUAACACAAAAGUCUUAAGGGGUUCUUAUCAUCCUGGACACGAUUACUACUAUGUUCAAACUGUUUUUAUGAACUUUUAUUAGACAUUAUAGACAUUUACUGAUAAAUGAAUUUACAAAAUAUUGAGAUUGAAAUAAAUCACUUUUAGCAUCAUUUUACAGUGACGUUUGUAUCAGCCGGUGUUUUGUUAGAAGAUGCGACGGAUAGUGUGUAUGAACUGUAAAUAAAGUGUUAAAUAAU